Aspergillus calidoustus is the source of this 1512-nucleotide messenger RNA. NCBI's taxonomy places the organism in Eukaryota, Fungi, Ascomycota, Eurotiomycetes, Eurotiales, Aspergillaceae. The record is from the annotation of a GenBank genome assembly.
GUUCUUGCCCUCCGCACGGGGAAACUCUACUUUCGUUACCUUACGAUGCCUCCCAGUGCGAUGGCUGCAAAGCGGGCCCUCGAAGAGUCCGCCCCCGAACCAGCUGUCGCGAAUGGGCACACCCGAUCCAAGCGCGCCAGGAGAAUAACCUCCGACCCAACCAUCCCACAUCCGCUCAUCAACGCCCUGUACGCCGAAUCCAACGUCCUCAAGAUCUGGACCGUGGCCCGCAAAGCCCUCGGCGCCACCGAACCCCCAGUCCUCUACCCCGAAUACACCGGCAAAGACAAGACAUACGUCUACCGCGCGCUGGACUUUUGGACAUCGGGCUUCUUCCCUGGGUCGCUGUACCUCCUCCUCGAGCGCCAGAUCCUCUAUCCAUCUUUCUACAGCCGCGAUGGCGAAACGCCCCUCCCGCACCGUCUCCUCCUCCAACACCUCUGCCAAUGGUGGAGUGCAAACCUGCACCAGAACGCCGCGAAGCGGGACACACACGAUGUGGGAUUCAUGAUUGCGCCGUGGGCAAUCAAAGCGUGGGAGCUGCAUCGGGAUCCGCAGGCGUACAGCAGCCUCGUUCUCGCGGCGCAUUCGCUGGCGAGUCGGUUCGAUGAGCGGGUUCAGUCGCUGCGCUCGUGGGACAUCUGCCAUACGAAGCGGUACUCGUUCACGGACACGAGCAAGGAUUUCCUUGUGAUUAUUGAUAACAUGCUGAAUCUGGAUCUGCUGUUCUGGGUUGCGCGCGAGACGGGGCAGACCUCAUUGUACGACAUUGCCAUUGCGCAUGCGCGGACGACGCAGCGGCAUCACAUCCGUGCGGACAAGAGUACAUGUCACGUGGUGAAUUAUCAUCAAAACGGCGAGGUGAAAGCCAAGUUUACGCAUCAGGGUUACGGCGACGAGAGCUGCUGGAGUCGAGGGCAGGCCUGGGGCAUUCUGGGGUUCAUGCAGACGUACGGGUGGACGCGCGAGGGCGAGUUCUUGCAGACUGCGCGGGACCUGGCGGACUACUUCCUCGACCACUUGCCCGAGGACGCGGUGCCGUACUGGGACUUUGAUGCGCCGGUUGAUGCGGCUUGUCCAAGGGAUACGUCUGCGGGUAUGGUGGCGUGCUGCGGGUUGGUUCUGCUGUACAAGGCCCUGAAGGGCAGCGAUGAAAAGGCAGCGCGGCAUUAUUUGGACAGUGCAUUCCGGAUCCUCGAUGGGACCGAGUCCAAGUUCAUGAUGUCCUCGCCCGCGCGGUUUGGCGUCGAUCUGUCCGGGACGGACCUUGCCACGUUCCCAGACAAUGAGCCCGCAAAGCAACCCGGGGUUUUGACGCUUUCGCCCAAACACACCAUCAACGGUGUCAACGGAGUAUCUGCCCAAUGUCCCGAGACGAUUCUCGACGCGGCGACCGUCUGCAAUUACGAGUUUGCGUCGCGGCGCUGGGCGGACCACGGGCUGGUCUAUGCGGAUUAUUACUUCCUGCUGCUGGGGAAUCUGUUGUUGGAGUUGGGCCUGGUUGGUAGAUAG